This is a messenger RNA of Notolabrus celidotus (New Zealand spotty), 1589 nucleotides long. RefSeq names its product heparan sulfate (glucosamine) 3-O-sulfotransferase 3B1a (gene hs3st3b1a). Gene Ontology annotation, molecular function: [heparan sulfate]-glucosamine 3-sulfotransferase activity. Lineage: Eukaryota; Metazoa; Chordata; Actinopteri; Labriformes; Labridae. The record is from RefSeq and is a predicted model, not a curated record. Bases 374 to 1486 code for a protein of 370 amino acids. The transcript is spliced from 2 exons.
ACAGAUUGUUGCUGGGUGUAGAUAUCUUGGUGGUGCUCUGGGAGUGCUCACACACUGAGCGCAAGUGAUGGGAGACAAACUCCGUCCCUGAAGCGCGUGACGCUCACCUGCCGAUAUUUUUUUAAUACAUUUUUGUGAUUUUUCUUUCUUUUCAUAUCAGGUUUUUUCUUCACUUUAAAGAAAAAAAUAUUUACUCUGCGCUCUGAGCAGAUUUGGAGUUGCAGCAGGAGGUGAACGUGCGCCACACAGUUUAUGACUUUUCCAUGUUCACUAUAUUCUGUGUUUUGUGGAAGGAUUUGAGUCAUGGUAGAGGAGUGAUGCGCCUGUGCCAAAAUGCCUGUUAACUGGAAUAUAACUUUUUCACGGCGGUCCUAUGGAAUAUAGUCCGAUUCUACACAGCCUACAUGUUGUGCCAUCAUCCCACGUGAAAAACAAACUCUUCGUCUUCUGCAUAAUGCUGACCCUUUGGGUGUAUAUGAUUUAUUGUUGUGUUGGCUACUGCUCCACGAUGCCAAAUGGAGCGUACGGCUCGGGGAACAGACACGAUAACGAGGUAGAAGUUGACAAUCAGGAGUCUUCUCUCAGGGCGUCCAGGGACUUACUGAAUAACGAGAACGAUUUGGACAGCAGAGGAGAGGACUGGGAUGAAAUUAAAGGCGAAGCGAAGGCGUUGGAUGAUAAUGCCAUGUCAGGUUUCUUCAAUGAGUCGGAAAGUAAAAAGUUGCCCCAGGCGAUCAUCAUCGGGGUGAAGAAAGGAGGGACCCGGGCGCUGCUGGAGUUUCUGCGCCUGCAUCCGGACAUCAGAGCGGUGGGAGCAGAGCCGCACUUCUUCGACCGCAACUACGACAAGGGGCUGGAGUGGUACAGGGAACUGAUGCCAAAGUCUGCAGACGGCCAGUUGACCAUGGAGAAGACCCCCAGCUACUAUGUCACCAAGGAAGUCCCAGCUCGAAUCUACACCAUGUCUAAAGACACAAAGCUGAUUGUAGUUGUCCGGGAUCCUGUCACCCGGGCGAUUUCAGACUACACCCAGACUCGCUCCAAGAAGCCAGACAUUCCUUCUUUCGAGAGCCUGACGUUCAAAAACAUGUCAGCGGGUUUGAUCGACACCACAUGGAGCGCUGUUCAAAUCGGCAUGUAUGCUAAGCACCUUGAGCGCUGGCUCCAGUACUUCCCCAUGGAGCAGCUGUUGUUUGUUAGCGGAGAGCGUCUGAUUAGCGACCCCGCAGGUGAGAUGGCUCGUGUCCAGGACUUUCUCGGGCUCAGGAGGGUAGUCACGGAGAAGUAUUUCCACUUUAACCCGGCUAAAGGCUUUCCAUGCCUUAAGAGACCCGAGGGGACCAGCAAGCCUCACUGCCUGGGCAAAACCAAAGGCAGGACCCAUCCUAAUAUUGACCCAGAGGUGGUGCAGAAGCUGAGAGACUUUUAUAAACCCUUUAACAGCAAGUUUUACCACAUGACAGGCCAUGACUUUGGCUGGGAUUAAGAACCAAACCUGGCCCGUGUUUUUUACAAUUCUAUGACUCUGGAGAUAUUGUUAUACAGUGUAUGUACAGUAUUUGGUGGAUGUGUAAAAUUUCAGAAGUCUA